Molecule: messenger RNA, 204 nt
Organism: Blepharisma stoltei
Lineage: Eukaryota; Ciliophora; Heterotrichea; Heterotrichida; Blepharismidae
Source: the annotation of a GenBank genome assembly
AUGCAUUUUUUAUACUUGUACUUUAUUUCACCAAAAAUUUGGAGGAAAAAAGUACAAUUUACUUUUUUCCUACACUUUUUUACUAUGAACUUUUUUUAUACAGUUUUUAAGAUUAUUUUUGAUAACACUAUUUUGCUGUGUUUCUUUAAUGUCUUUGAGCCAUUAACUUUGUUAUUAGAAUGACCUUUAUUGCUUAAUAAUUAA